AUGUCCGUUUACAAUCAUCGUUCAAUGGUGUCAGCACCACAAAGCAGAAUUAUCGAGAUGCUGGAGACAAUCAGAGCCGACUACGACCAACUCUCUCAAGACGCCUACCUGUUCAAGAGUCAACGGAAUGAGUUUGAGCUCAAAAUGAACACUCAAAUCCAGGAAAUGAACAAUUUCCAGCAAAGUCUUCUUGAAUUAGAGCGAUCCCAACAUACUCUUAAGAAGCAAUACGAAGAUGAAAUUGCCAGGCUUCGUCAGCAACUGGAACAGGCCCAGACGCGUGCUGGAUACUCUGUCGCACCUGCAAAUCCUCCCAUGCCAGCUGGAAUUCAUUCUUCUCAUCCUCCGCCACCCAACAUUGGACCUGGCUCAAAUUACUUUGGAGGGAUCAUGAACGCCCACAAUAGUCAUCAAGGGCCAGGUCUUGUUGCUCCUCCUCAGAUGUCUGAUGUUCCUCACUCAGGUUAUCCUCCAACCCAGCCACCUCCGGGACCACCUCAUCUCACUUCAGGUUAUCCCACUAACCAGCCUCCUCCUCCUCCUCCUGGGCAAGGUAAGAGUUCUGGUAUUGUUCCUGGUGGCCCACCACCUCAACCUCCUUCGGCAGCUUCUGCCCCUCCCCCUUCGCAUCCUUCAGCUCAUGCUCCUCCCUCCCAGGCCAUCAUUCGCGCUUCUGGAGGGAAACCCAUCGAGGCUGCUAUUCCCGGGGGGUUUGCAGAUGCUGACCCAAAUAAUGUACCUGCAAGCAUGAAAGUCGAAGGAAAAGACUGGUUUGCGCUGUUUAAUCCAAAAGUACCUCGCCAACUCAAGGUUGACCUCGUACACACUUUGGACCAUGGUAGUGUUGUAUGCUGUGUCAAGUUUAGUGCAGAUGGUCGCUAUCUGGCUGCCGGUUGUAAUCGUCAAACUUUUAUCUACGAUGUCUCGACUGGUCAGAAGAUUUGUGUGCUACAGGACGAAUCAGUGUCUAAAUAUGGAGAUCUCUACAUCCGUUCCGUGUGCUUCAGCCCCGAUGGCGUUUAUCUUGCCACAGGUGCCGAAGAUAAGCAAAUCAGAAUUUGGGAUGUUGUGAAGCGAAAGAUCUGUAAUGUCUUGAAGGGCCACGAACAAGAUAUCUACUCGCUCGACUUUAGCAUGGACGGUCGUAUUAUUGCUUCUGGAUCCGGGGAUUGCACAGCACGGAUAUGGAGCAUGGCAGACGGAAAGUGCCUUCAUGUGCUUCGUAUAAAAGAUCUUGACCAAAAAGAUCCAGGUGUGACUAGUGUGGCAAUAUCUCCCGACGGUCGUCUCUUGGCAGCCGGAAGUCUGGACAAGAUGGUCCGUAUCUGGGAUACUCAGACAGGAACGCACCUGGAGAGAUUGGAGGGUCACAAAGAUAGUGUUUAUUCGGUUGCAUUCAUGCCUGAUGGAAAUUCUCUUGUCAGCGGCAGUCUCGAUAAGACUUUAAAGAUUUGGCAAUUGGGAACGAAUGAAGGUCGUGGCUAUGGAGUCGACAGAGAUCGUUCAAAGGGUCCUUGCAAGACCACAUUUGUUGGACACAAGGACUUUGUUCUUUCGGUUGCAUGUACACCAGAUGGUAGUUGGGUAGUUUCAGGAUCAAAAGACAGAGGUGUACAGUUCUGGGAUCCACGUACCGGUCAAACACAGUUUAUGCUUCAAGGCCACAAGAACUCUGUCAUCUCUGUGGCCAUUAGUCCCAGUGGCCAGCCUGUAUUUGCAACUGGUUCGGGUGAUAACAGAGCGCGUAUUUGGAGCUAUGAAACCCUUGGCGCAUAA
Molecule: messenger RNA, 1776 nt
Organism: Phycomyces blakesleeanus NRRL 1555(-)
Lineage: Eukaryota; Fungi; Mucoromycota; Mucoromycetes; Mucorales; Phycomycetaceae
Exons: 9
Coding region: 1-1776 (591 amino acids)
Biological process (GO): microtubule organizing center organization; nuclear migration; establishment of mitotic spindle orientation
Cellular component (GO): cytoplasmic microtubule; kinetochore; nuclear envelope
Molecular function (GO): microtubule plus-end binding; dynein complex binding
Source: RefSeq, a predicted model, not a curated record